Messenger RNA from Aspergillus uvarum CBS 121591, 1082 nucleotides. Its product is annotated as class II fructose-bisphosphate aldolase. The record is from RefSeq and is a predicted model, not a curated record. Gene Ontology annotation, biological process: carbohydrate metabolic process. Gene Ontology annotation, molecular function: zinc ion binding; aldehyde-lyase activity. The transcript is spliced from 3 exons. NCBI's taxonomy places the organism in Eukaryota, Fungi, Ascomycota, Eurotiomycetes, Eurotiales, Aspergillaceae. The coding region runs from base 42 to 935 and encodes 297 amino acids.
UUUCAAUUUGGUCCAGGCACAAGACUCGAUAGACGAUCAGAAUGGUUUCCGGUCAAAAAGAUCUGGCUGAUUUUCCAGCCAACAAUCUUACGUGGAGAAUCUUGCACGAUGCCGCCGAAGGGGGUUACGCUGUUGGUGCUUUCAAUUGCUAUAACAACGAUGGUGUCAUGGCGGUCAUCAGAGCGGCUGAAGCCAAACGAUCUCCUGCCCUGAUUGAAAUCUUUCCGUGGACGAUGCAUUUUCAAGGCCCCCACUUUGUUAAAUACAUCGUGGAAGCGGCUCACGCGGCCUCGGUUCCGAUUGGGGUUCAUCUCGAUCAUUGUAUGGACCCAGCCGAUGUUAAGCAGGCCUUGAGCUUGCCCAUUGACUCCAUCAUGGUGGAUGCUUCAAGGCUGGAGCCAGAAGACAACAUUCGCUACUGUCGGGAGAUCACAGAGUUGGCCAAAGCCCAAGGCAUCACUGUGGAAGCAGAAAUGGGCCGUAUCAACGGCGGAGAGGACGGCAUCCCGGACGCUGGUCACUUAGAAGAGAUUUUGACCGAUCCUCAACACGCAGCAGAUUUCACACAGCGAACUGGUGUCCAUUUUCUGGCGCCCUCCUUCGGCAACAUUCACGGACCCUACCCUGAAGGCGGCUCCGAGAAAUAUUGGCAACUUGAUAGGCUCAAGUCAAUUGCCGACGCCAUUGGGCCCGCAGUCCCGCUAGUUAUCCACGGGACACACCCCGUGCCGGAUUGGCUUUUCCGUAAGGCCAUCGACACCGGCGCUCGUAAGAUCAACAUCAAUCGGAAUGCCCGGGAUGAAUACACCAAGUUUGUUGCUGAAAAUGCGGGACGCCUUGAGCUCACGGCUUUGAAAGAGCAGUCAGUGGCUAUCUAUCAGAAAUCUGUCGAAUCCUUGAUGGAUGUCCUUGGUUCGUCUGGCAGGGCUCCCUAGGCGGCGAAAGAUGCACGGCGCCAUAUUGGAGCCGAGCUGGACAAUAGGAAAGAAAUCUAGCCGCUAGGGCUUGGACGAACCUACGUCCGCUGCAUUUAUCUGUCCCCUGGUUGGUGGCCGCGACUAGUUUCUUGGCUAGAUAAAUCC